Rhipicephalus sanguineus (brown dog tick) is the source of this 1736-nucleotide messenger RNA. Its product is annotated as E3 ubiquitin-protein ligase RNF14. Gene Ontology annotation, molecular function: ubiquitin protein ligase activity; zinc ion binding; ubiquitin conjugating enzyme binding. Bases 95 to 1519 code for a protein of 474 amino acids. NCBI's taxonomy places the organism in Eukaryota, Metazoa, Arthropoda, Arachnida, Ixodida, Ixodidae. Gene Ontology annotation, biological process: positive regulation of proteasomal ubiquitin-dependent protein catabolic process; ubiquitin-dependent protein catabolic process; protein polyubiquitination. The transcript has a single exon. The record is from RefSeq and is a predicted model, not a curated record. Gene Ontology annotation, cellular component: ubiquitin ligase complex; cytoplasm.
CGCUCUGUUUCUUGAAAGCGCGAUCGCACUUCUUGCGAACUUCGAAAUCAACGACGCUGCUGCUGCUGCUUACGUCGAACGAAGUUUUGCCGGCAUGGCAGACAAGGAGGAGCAAGACAACGAGCUGCUGGCCCUGGAGAGUAUUUACGACGCUUCUGUCUUCAGAGUGAGCAAGAAGGAAGGCAGCUACCCCGAAGGCCAUUUUCUCGCUCGCGUCGAAGUUCCCAAGCCGUUCCGCGUGCUCGUGCCGACAGUGAACGCGCCGGACGAAGUGCAGGAGAUUUCGCUCGAACAUCUGCCUCCGAUUCUGUUUGAUUUCCAAUUGCCACCCUACUACCCGUCCCGCAGCGCACCUCGCUUCUGCCUGAGUUGUCCGUGGCUCACGUUAAGCGAGCUGGAGCUGUUAAUCGAGGCGCUGGAUCGCAGCUGGGAGCAGGACCCGAACGCCGUGGUUCUGUACCGUUGGAUGAAUUUGUUAGACACCGAAGCGGCCGACAUUCUGCGACUGACGUCUACCCACAGCUUGGUGCCUCUGUUCCAGGAACUUACAAGACUUCGUCAACGUCCUUUUGCGAUUCUGAGGUCGAAAAAGUGCUACACGUACCGUGGCUACGGACGCGUCGAUUUGCGCGCCUUCAAGGAGCCGGCGGACCCACGGACACUGGCCCCCGUCCUCACCGAGUACAACAGUCGUGAAAAACGGCGCGUGUUCAGCCUGCAAUGGCUCUCCUGCCAAGUGUGCUUCACGACCAAGCUGGGUUCGGAGUUCGAACGUGUGAUUGGCUGCGACCACCCGUUCUGCCGUGAGUGCCUCCGCGAGCACUUUCGCAUCCAAAUCGAGAGUGGCUGUGCCAACCAGCUUCGAUGUCCACAGGAAAACUGCCCCACGCGUGUGGUGCCCACGCAGGUGAAAGCGCUGCUCGGCGAUGCCUUCGGCUCGCGCUACGAGGAGAGCUUGCUGAGCGCCUACUUGGACUCCCAGGAGGAUCUGACCUACUGCCCACGACUGCAGUGCCAACUGCCCGUCGUCCUGGACCCGGGUCAGCCCAUGGCGCAGUGUGCCGACUGCCACUUCGUUUUUUGCGUCUACUGCCGCACAGUGUAUCACGGUGUGCAGCCGUGUCGCAGCAAUUCCGGGAAGCGGGCUCUUCGAGACGAAUACCUGUCGGCUACUCCGGCGGUGAAGAGGGAAAUGGAGAAGCGGCACGGGAAACGCACGCUCCAGUUUCUGGUGGACGAAUCGCUCACCGAGGACUGGAUGCAGGAGAACAGCAGGAAGUGCCCGCACUGCGGCAUUUCCACUGAGAAGCUAGACGGCUGCAACAAGAUGACUUGCUGGCGCUGCGGAGCCCACUUCUGUUGGAUCUGUGGUGUAGCCCUGAAGACAUCCGUGAACCCCUACGAUCACUUCAGUGAUCCCGCAUCCGCCUGCUUUAACAAGCUUUUCGAAGGCGCUGACGAGGUUCUCGAAGGGGACGUUGCUGAUGAGGACGACCACGAGUUUGGAGAGUUCUUAUGAACGUUUAUCAUAUACACUGUUCCUGUCCAAGACAGCGUAGUAGUUUUUUUUCCCUUCAGGUUUCACAGGCUAUGAUUUACUAACAAUGCUGAAUCAUCAUGAGUGACAUGGAAUUCGCGAAGGUGGCUUGAUGAACUGAAGACGUCUCAUGGAAAGAGGCAUGUAUCCGCACGAAAGUACUUCAAUAUAACUAUCGCAAUAAAUUUUGAUGCUUAAG